AUGUCUCCAAUUCCCCUUGGCAAGUAUAUCCGGCGUUACAAGAAUUUCUUCAAGACAAUCAAUUUCCAAAAGGCAGUUCUGCUUCUUGGUAAACCUGGAAAACACAAAUUAGAUACCAUCACCGCUAUCCUUCAAGAUUUCCCUCAACGCAAAUUUAUUCUUGUUGGUGACUCUGGUGAAAUUGAUCCUGAAAUAUAUUCCAAAAUUUACCAUCAAUUUCCUGAUCAAGUUAUCAAAAUAUUCAUUCAUGAUGUUACCAGUGAACGUGCUAUGCAUGCUGAUCGACAAGCAGCUUCUCGAUCAGAUUCAUUUUAUGAUGGUAUCAAAAAGUUCAUGGCAGGUGACCCAACAUCAUCAUCGUCAUCUUCAACAGCAUGGUCAUCAUCAUCACAAUCUCCAACAAAACCAACACGAGUCAACACAUCAUCAGAGAAGGCUAUAGAUGCAAUGCUUGCUUCUGAAGUACCUAUGGAACAACAACAAGUCAUGGAUCCAACUAUCUCUCUCAAGACUAAAUUGGAACAAUUUGAACAACGAAUGUAUAGAGUCUCUUCUGGUAUGCGACAUGGUGUAUUUUCCGUCUUUUCUUUGGCAUCGCAACUUUUAUUGGUAAACAAAUAA
Molecule: messenger RNA, 621 nt
Organism: Halteromyces radiatus
Lineage: Eukaryota; Fungi; Mucoromycota; Mucoromycetes; Mucorales; Cunninghamellaceae
Exons: 3
Coding region: 1-621 (206 amino acids)
Cellular component (GO): actin cortical patch
Molecular function (GO): phosphatidate phosphatase activity
Source: RefSeq, a predicted model, not a curated record